CCUUGGCCUUUUGAUUCAUCCAUCAACAGUACAAACACUACCUAGCUCUGUGACAUUUAGAGGGUGGCACGCACGGAGCUCCCUGAACAAACAUCUCUUCAAAUACACAAAAGCCUUUCUAGUUUGCUGAUUGAUUGACACACGGUCUGAGGACGCCUCCUCAGGGUCACGUGAGUCACAAGACCAGGCACUCCUGCGCUGCAGCUGGAGGAAGGCGUUUCUCAACCUGCUGCCCUGGGCGGCCUCCAGGUCUCCUUUAUUGUAGCGCUCCGCCUCCUCCCGCAGGUCUGUCCGUAAUUGUCCCCGCAGGAAAUAAUGGCUUGCCGGGCAGCCAGGUCGCGCCGAGGCACGACCUGGGUCACAGGUGCUAGAUAGAGCCCUCCCUUCUCCCACCCAGUCAUAGGUCAUUUGUCCCGGCAGGAAGUAAAGGCCGAGCGGGCUGUCCCAGCAGCUGGGGGAAUAGGCGGGUGCAGGCUCCGCAGCGGCGCAGUGGAGACUGAUCGAGUGGGUGCUGAGCCCGAGGAAGUUUCAGCGUCAGCCCGAGCGCAAAGCUCUUGAAAGGGACAUCAAGUGUAAAGUGAACCGGGUCACUCUCAGACAGUGCUGGAACCAUGAGCAGUAACGGAACAGACCCAACUAUUGGUUUCAUCUCCUCUUCUGUAGCUGUCCUUUUGUUCGGCUCAAACUUUGUACCACUUAAAAAAUACGAUACUGGUGAUGGAAUGUUUCUCCAGUGGGUGCUUUGUGCCGCCAUAUGGUUGAUUGCCCUGGUGGUCAAUCUGAUAUUACAUUGCCCUAAAUUUUGGCCUUUUGCAAUGGUUGGGGGCUGCAUUUGGGCAACAGAUAUUUGGUUAAGAUACAGUAAGGAAUUAUCUCCUUGGAACAGAAGAAGGAAGAGAGGAAGGGAACUGAUGUGUAUUUUCCCUUUUUAUUGUGUGACAAUUUGCUGGACCUGUUAUAUGCAUCAUUCUCCUCUCAUUUUCACAAACAUGAGGUUUGGCUGGUUUGGAAUGGAUGCAGAAGAAGUAUCAAAACCGGUGCUGAAUUAUGUUGGAGCUGGAUUAUCAGUAGUGAGUGCUUUCAUAUUUUUGUUCAUCAAAAGUGAAAUACCAAAUAGCACGUGUUCUGUGGACGCCACGCCAUUAAUGACGGAUCAUGUGAUCAACAACACUCAAGAUUCCUGCCCUGAUUAUUCCUGGGUGGAUAAACUUUCCACAGUACAACAGCGCACAGUGGGCUGCAGUCUUGCAGUGAUAUCUGGAAUACUCUAUGGGUCUACAUUUGUGCCCAUCAUUUAUAUCAAGGACCACAGCAAAAAAAAUGACAGCGUAUACGCAGGGGCAAGCCAGUAUGAUUUAGACUACGUUUUUGCACACUUCAGUGGCAUCUUUUUUACAAGCACAGUCUAUUUUCUGGCCUACUGUAUAGCCAUGAAAAAUAACCUUAAGUUAUACCCUGAAGCAGUCUUGCCAGGAUUCCUGUCAGGAGUUCUUUGGGCAAUAGCCACCUGCUGUUGGUUCAUAGCUAAUCAUGCUCUCAGUGCUGUGGUCAGUUUUCCAAUAAUCACUGCUGGCCCAGGAUUUAUAGCUGCAAUGUGGGGUGUCUUCAUGUUUAAGGAAAUACAGGGUCUGCAAAACUACCUAUUGAUGAUAUUUGCAUUUUUCAUCAUCUUGAGUGGAGCAUUAUGCACUGCUUUCUCUAAACUCUAACAAUACAAGACUGGCAGAUGGCAGCAGUAGGUAAGAGAACCCUGCUGCAGGGCUCUGAGUGAUCAUGCUGAGAAGAGAGUUCAUUUUCUUACAGCAAAUGGAUCUCAACCCGUCUUGGACUGGAUAAAUGAUUUUUUUUUUUUCCACAAAUGUGAGAAUAAAGGAAAACUAAGUUUCGGUCAAAUAUAAAAAUGGAAAAUUCUUCUAAUGAACUCUUUAUGAUGGUAGGACUUUACGGGGUGACGAAAAUGUCCACCUUACAGUAUUACAGCUGAGAGUGCUCCUUUUACCACAAUAUUGCUCGGUGUUGCAUAAGCAGCAAAACAGUGUGGAGUUCAUCUACACAAAGAAUUUUGUGUAGAUGAAAAUUUCCAACAUAUUACCAAGUUUCCAACAUAUUACCCUCGUUAAUGAAGAGAGGCAGAAAAAUGUUGGGGAGAGAAAUGGGGAGAAGACCUUACCUUAUAAUGGAAUUAGAUUCCAAAGCUAUCUAGAUCCUUGGCCAGAAAAAGUAAACGUCAGAGUCGGUAACUGAAUAUGAAAAAGGCCAUUUCAUUUUUUGCCCAAACUUAUUUUUACUUCAAAUUAAUAUUGCUCAACUCUACGUCACCCCCUCAUCUUAGCUCAAAAUGUUUUUGAUUAUCUCCAGAUAAAAUCCAUCUUCAGAGAACAAAAAUUUCCAACCAUUGAGAAUAUGUGUAUAAUACAUAUACAGACAUAUACAGUUACACAUAAAUACACACAUAUAUGUCUGUAUGAUUCCAAACUUGGGGGAAAUUCUAGAGUUGCUAUAGUGAGGGUCUAGCUUAUUAGAGUAAGAAUUUGCAGGGAUCAAACACUUCUUUGUAUGUAAAAUUUAUUUUUUUUUUUCUGAAAUACACUUUUCUAAAAUCCCUUUUUAAACUGGAAGUUUUCUUCCACUUUUAACUGGUGGUUUCCAUUAGGGAAAAAAAAAUAAUGGACAUGUUAUUUUUAUAUAUAUAUUCAAAAGAGACAGAAUACCACUAACCCGAAUGGAUUUCAUCUUCAUUGUAUGACUUUGAAGAAGUUCCUGAGCCUCCUGUAUCAGAUUCCUCAUCUAUAAAAUGGACAUAAUGAUAAUGAUAAUGUUAUUGUAAGGUUGGGAUUAAUUAAAAUCUGUAACAUGUUCAUGAGUAUCUGGCACUUGGCAAACAUUGUAUAAUUCUUAACUAUACUUGUUAUCUACUGUUUGAGAAAGAAAAUGUGUCUAUAGAUUGGAGAAUAUUUUGUAAGAGCUAUGCCCUCACCACCAACCCAUCUAAACAACUAAUUAUUAUUCAUUCCUCUAUUUGAGUGCAAUUUAAGUAAUGAUACUGGAUUCUCUAUUUCAUUAUUGAAUUCUUUGUAACACCUUACCAAAACUCAUUUUAAUUUUAACCUGAAAUAUUAUUAUGUUGAUAACUUUAAAUAAAUUGACAUGACACAAAAGCUAUUUUGCUAACUUAAAUAUAUUUUCAAAUUUCAUAUUGAUAGCGUUUAAUUAUUCUGUAGUGGAGAAUGCCAAUUUAUAUGCAAAAUUUUAAAUGUGAAGUAAGGCAAUUGCAGAAGAAAAAUGAAAAAAAAAAUCUUAUUACCACUAUACAGUUUCUGCUACCACACAAUGCUUUUAUUGUUAGUAAGAGGUAAGAGUAGUGUGCGGGGGAAAAAAACAAGCUUUUCAAAAUGGUUACCAUGCAGAAAACUUAUUACGUAGAGGUUAGUCUAAACAGGUGAUUAUCAAAUCUCCACUUUCCUUGCUCAAUUUAAGAAGUUAACACCUGUCUCUCUAGAAGUUUUUUUGUUUUGUUUUUUAAUGGGGAUUUUUUAUUAUUAUUCAUUUGAGACACAGAGAUAGAGAGAGAGAGACAGCAUGAGCAGGGGGAGAGGCAGAGGGAGAGGGAGAAGCAGGCUCCCCGUCGAGCAGGGAGCCCGAUGCGGAGCUCGAUCCCAGGACCCCGGGACCAUGACCUGAGCCGAAGGCAGACGCUUAACCAUCUGAGCCACCCAGGCGCCCCUCUCUAGAAGUUUUGAGGCUUUGUUUUUCCUUGUCUAGUAUGGUCAAAUUCUUGUGUUUUAACUUUUUCUUGCUGGCUUUCUGUCUCUAUUUAUAGAGAAGGUACUACCUUAAGUAGGGAAGUGGUAGCCCAACUCAUUGGGCUGGCAUCCAGAUUAUGGGAAUUGUUUAUUAUCAAAAUAAAAACUCCUAAUUUCUCAAAAUUCCUAAUGAGUUUUAUGGAAUUAUUAAGUACAGCAUUUCCCUGGAGUUACCAAAUCUCCAUGUAUUCUUCUUGUAUUCAUUUAUUUGUUCUUAGAAUUGCUAACUACUAGACCUGUAUGUAUCAGUAUUGGUGAGCUGAAGAACACAUUGAGUUAAAAAGGCAAAUUGUAGAACCAUGUGCACAGUAUGAUACCAUUUAGGUAAAUUUUUAAGAAUCAAAGUAAUUUAUAUUUUUUCUAUAAAUACCUAUAUAUGCAAAAAAUUAGAAAAAUACAUAUACAAAGUUCAUAAUGAUAUUUGACUCUAGUGAGGAUGAAUGAGAUAAGAAGGGCAACACUGGGGUCAAUGUAAACUUAAGCAUUAUCUGUAAUACUCUAAUUUUUAUAGCAAUGAAUUCAUAUAUUCUUUAAUAUGUGUUAAAGAGUCAAUAGCAAAAGAGCUCAGGACAUGUGCCUAAUGUUAAAGUAAUUAAGACUAGGGGCACCUGGGUGGCUCAGUCAUUAAGUGUCUGCCUUCAGCUCAGGUCAUGAUCCAGGUCCUGGGAUCGAGCCCCGCAUCGGGCUCCCUGCUCAGCGAGAAGCCUGCUUCUCCAUCUCGCACUCCCCCUGCUCGUGUUCCCUCUCUCUCUGUCAAAUAACUAAAUAAAAUCUUAAAAUAAAUAAAUAAGUAAGUAAGUAAGACUAAGUAAGGAAAAUAUGGGUGUAUUUUAUUUUCCUCUUCAUUUUUUUUAGUACUUUUUAAUUUCAAAGCAAGCAUGCACACACACAUGCACACACAAAUAAAAGAGAUCAAGGCAAAGUUGAGAAAUUUCCCAACUUAAAAGUCCUACCGUCUAAAGAUAGAAUCUAGAAACUCACUUUUCUAGCCUCCAUUGCAGUAGGAUGUGUCGUUCCUGAUUAUGUAGCCUCCUCCAAAUAGACAAAAGUAAUCUAAAAUGACAGAAAACAAAUUAUGGUGGCCUGAGGCAUGAGGGUUAACUACAAAGAGUAUAGGGAACUUUAUGGGUUGCUGGAAGAGUUCUGUAUCUAGGUUGUAGUGGUGAUUACAUGAGUGUAUAUCUUUGUUCAUAACACUGUCCACCUAAGUGGGAGAAUUUUAUUGGAUGCAAAUUAUACCUCAUUAAAGUUGAUUAAAAGUCAAUUAAAAUAGGCUAUAUUUGUGUGUGUGUGUGUGUUUUAAUGAGGCCAAAUUUCUUUUUUUUUCACUGUUUAAGGAAUUUUUAUUAAAGCAAGAAUUUUAUAAUCCAAAUUACGUUUCCUUGCUCAGUUAUCAAUUCUGUUAUUUAAAACAGAAGUGACAUUCUGAGCUAUUCCACAGUAAAGAAUUACAAAAUUAAAGAAAGGAAUGCUUUAAAUUUUUGCACUUUACUUAAAAAUUCUUUUUCCCAGGGUCUAUAAAACAUUAAUUUGUUUUUAUAUUUUACUAUUUUUUUUGUUGUUUUUAAAUUAGUAAGUAAUCUAGGACUAGCAUUAUGUUUGCUAGACCUGGCAUUUGCUCGGUACAUAAGAUUCAAAGUUUUCUUUCCUUUUUUUAUUUAUUUUAUAUUUUGCAAUUUUUUUUUCUAAAAUGUUUAAGUCUUUCAAUGUUUAGAUAUUUUUCUUCGGUGAAGCACGAGUUUCUUCUCGUGGUCCCUGAUCAAUUUUAAACAGUUGGAAUACCAGUGGCACUGUUAGCUGCUUUCUGGGCAGCGUCUUUAGCUCGGUGGGCUUGUAGUACAGCUACAGCUUCAUCUACUUUAGAAUGGAGAGACUCUAGAGACUCAAGCAGAUGAAGAAGUUCUGAAUUAUCAAUCUCCAACAACAUGCCAGUGAUUGUACCAGCAAGAGUAGGGUGCAUGGCUUGAAUUAGAGGAAAGAGCCGUUCAUGGUGAAUGAGGCCAAAUUUCUGAAACAAGGGUUUUAGGUAGCUCACAGAAUAUCCAGUAGGACCAUGGAAUUGACCUUGGAGGCUACAUAAUCAGGAAUGACACAUCCUAUUGCAAGAAAGGAUGCUAUAUUUUGCGAAAUUUUUUUUGCAUCUUUUGAGAUGAUCAUGUUUUUCUUUUUACCCUGUCAAUAUGGCAGAUUACAUCGAUUACUUUUCAAAUAUUAAACCAAUUUUGCAUUCCACUAGUAAACACUACUUGGUCAUGAUGUGUUUUAGCCUUUCUCUAAAUUGUUGGAUUUAAUUUGCUUUUGUGUUCAUGAUGGAUAUUGGUCUGUAAUAUCAGGGUAGUGGCUUUAAAAUGUUUGCUAAGAAUUGAUACUAUUCUUCCUUAAAUGUUUGGUAGAAUUCAAAAGUAAAGCUAUCUAGGUCUCAUUUUCUUUAACAUAUAUAGGUUGAUUCAAGUCAUCUAUUUCUUCUUGAGUGAAUUUUCUUAGUUUUUGUCUUUCAAGGAAUUUACUCAUUUCAUAUACAUUGAGACAUUAUUAGUAUAAUAUUAUUUAUAAUAUUCCGUCAUUCUCCUUUUCAUAUCUAUAGGAUCUAUAGUGAUAUCCACUUUCUCAUUCCUGAUAUUGGUAAUUUGUUCUCUUUUUAUGAACAUUCUAGCUAAAAGUUUAUCAAUUUUAUUCAUCUAUUCAACAAAUUAGCUCUAGAUUUACUUGAGUUUGCCCUACCCUGUUUUCCUCUUCAAUUUCAUUGAUUUGUGUUCUUUUCUAUUAUGUAUUCUGUUUCUUAUAAGUUUUUAACUUGCUCUUAUUCUCCACCCCUUCCUCUUUUUCUAGAUCUCCAAUUAUACAUACAUAUAUUCUACCUGCCUUGACCUUCCCAAAUUCUUAUUUCUAUCUACUCAAUUCAGGGAGCCUGUCGGGCCCUGUGUUCCCCCUUACAGCACUGCAGCCUGCAAACUCUAUCUAGGCAGUAAAAUUAAAAAAUUACAGUGCUCAACUUAUUUGUUUCCCCUUCUGACAGGGAUCAUGGUCAUGUCCUGCCUAUGGUGCAGUGUUUCAUACAUUUUACCCAUUUUGCUAUUUCUUUAAUGUAUAAAGAUUAACAUGGUUCCUAUUACUCCAUCUUUACCAGAAGUAGAAAUUCUCUGAUUAGCAUUUUGUUACAUUUUAAUUUCAACUUCUCUUUUGUCACAUUUUCAUGAACAGCAACAUCAAAGAAUAAUUAGUCAUUGUAGUUGGUUGAAUAUGGCUCCCCAAGAAAUAUGUCUAAGUCCUAAUUUCCAGUACCUGUGAGUAUGACCUUAUUUGGAAAUAGGGUCUAUGCAGAUGUAAUUAAAUUAAGGAUCUCAAAAUGUGAUCAUCUUGGAUUUAGGAUGGACUCAAAAUCCAAUGACUAGUAUCCUUAUAAGACAAAGGAAAGAGAUUAUUUGAUACAGAAACACAGAGAAGAAAGCCACAUGAAGAUGGAGGCAGAGAUUGGAGUGAUGUAACUACAACCCAAGGAAGGUCAAGGAUUGCGGGAAGCCACUGAAAGCUAGGAGGCAGGCAUGGAAAGGGGUUCUCCUUCAGAUCUCCUAGAAGGAACCAACCUUGCCAGACUUUUAGCCACUAACUGUGAGAGAAUAAAUUUCUGUUGUUUUAAGCCAUCAAGUUUGUGAUAAUUGUCCCAUCCCUAGGAAACUAAUCCAAUGAGCAUACAAAAUAAGACGCACGAAUGCAACCCAUAACCUUUAAUACUGGCAAUACUACUACUCAGAUAAAGAUGUUGGCUAAGCUGCAAAGCAAACGUAGAGUAAGUAGAAAAAUUACAUGGUAUGAAGGUCUCAAAAAGUGGCUUUUUGUCUUUAACAGAGUUGAGUAUUUCAUCUUUAGACAGUACAGGAUGGGGCGUACCUCUCUUCCUCUAUAAAAUGAAAUGGAAUAUGUGAGGUGAUUUUUGUUUGUUUGUUUGUUUAUUUUUAAGGGAAAAAAAAUGACCUGGAAUGUUGUAUAAAGCAUUUUAGGCACACAUCUCUGUAUACAAAAAGCAGUGACAGGAAUUCGAUAAAAGGAGUAGGAUCUUUUUUUUUUUUUUUUAAGUUUCUUGAUAUUGACAGGAAGAUUCUUCUUGCAGACAAAGGACAUCAGAGCUAACUUGGUUGUUUUUUUAGCUACUGAAGUCUUCAUGUGGGAAUGUAUCUCAUUUUCUGUUGAAGACAAACUGUCUCUCUGGACAAAAGUUUAACUCCUAUCUUUUUAAGCAUC
Mirounga angustirostris (Northern elephant seal) is the source of this 8042-nucleotide messenger RNA. RefSeq names its product transmembrane protein 144 (gene TMEM144). The record is from RefSeq and is a predicted model, not a curated record. Gene Ontology annotation, biological process: carbohydrate transmembrane transport. Lineage: Eukaryota; Metazoa; Chordata; Mammalia; Carnivora; Phocidae. The transcript has 12 exons. Gene Ontology annotation, molecular function: carbohydrate transmembrane transporter activity. Bases 612 to 1709 code for a protein of 365 amino acids. Gene Ontology annotation, cellular component: membrane.